Molecule: messenger RNA, 869 nt
Organism: Seminavis robusta
Lineage: Eukaryota; Bacillariophyta; Bacillariophyceae; Naviculales; Naviculaceae
Source: the annotation of a GenBank genome assembly
GCGAACGAUUGAACAGGUUGUUUGGUGCUGGUUCACAGGGGUCAAUCGAGGGCGGGGAGCAAGGAUAUCCGCUCCUCGAAAGCUCACAAAACUAUCAACUCUUCAAACCAAACCAACUAGAAAACAACGAAACUACCAAAACAAACAAUCAAAAUGGGUAUCCGUGAUCGCAUGCAAGCACGCCAAGAACGCCGCCAAGAAGAACGCCGUGAAGAAGAGGAGGAAGAUGAUGGCCCCAAGACAUACGCAAUGCGUGAGAAGCUGCUUCUUGACAUUGGUGAUGACUUCAACAUUAACCAAAUGCAUCGCCGCCGUGGUAUGGGUGAGGCUGCUUUCAUUGCCAACAACAAGGUGUUGCGCCUACGUGAAACCUUCAACCUUCAGACCCCUGACAGAGAAACUUUGUAUCAGAUUCAGGAACGCAAGAUGAGAGCCCGUGAUGCCAUGGCCAUUGAAGAUUCAGAUGGCCACAAGGUUGCCGAGAUCAAGAAGAAGGUCAUUGGUCUUGUCCGUGACAACUUUGUUGUCAAGGUUCGAGGCGACACUAACUGGGUCAUCCACGGAUCUAUCCUUGAACAUGACUUUACCAUCCUGGAGGAUGGUGAGGAAAUUGUGAGUGUUCACAAGAACUGGAUUUCCCCAGUCCGUGACUGUUACUUCAUUGAUAUCAAUGAAGGAGUUGAUGAAGGUUUGGCUUUGUGCGUUUGCAUUGCCCUUGAAAGCAUGACCGAGGAAUAAUUGUGGAAGGUGCAGCGAGGAGUUUCAUCAUGUGGCAAACCUUCACUAUGUAGAGCAGCAGAGCUAACAAACUAUUUAGGAUUGGGCCAGGUGAAGAAGCUUUUAGUUUGACAUUCAACGAGACUUCUAGA